GUAUCGGGUCUGGAGGGGCGUAGAAAGGAGGCCAUAUUGUACAGUUGAAUUGAAAGAAGGAAAAUAAUUGUAUCGCCGUAGCGAUCUGCUCGCCGUCCGCGCACCGCCCUUGGCUUCCCUCUGUUUUUUUCGUCUCGUAUCGUUUUGCGCGACGGCGUUUGCCCGUAGUCGCGUGCCGCGACAGCCGGACACGGGAACAAAUUACGGGGGAUAGUCGGCGGCUCCUAUCCUGUCGUGUGGCCUCCUGUCUCUCUUUGUAUAUAAGCUGAACACAUCGCCAGCGGUAGUACGGUUCCGACGACCCUAGGGACAUCCGACGUUGGCUUGUUGAAAGGUGCUUGUUGCUUGUCGCGAUCGAGAUGGGCACUCGGGACGACGAGUACGAUUAUUUAUUUAAAGUUGUUCUCAUUGGAGAUUCUGGAGUAGGGAAAAGUAAUCUUCUAUCUCGAUUUACAAGAAAUGAAUUCAACUUGGAAUCAAAGUCUACUAUCGGAGUCGAAUUUGCAACGCGCAGUAUACAAGUAGAUGGUAAAACUAUUAAAGCUCAAAUUUGGGAUACGGCUGGGCAAGAACGCUAUCGUGCGAUUACUUCUGCAUAUUAUCGCGGAGCUGUCGGUGCACUACUUGUAUACGAUAUUGCGAAACAUCUGACGUAUGAAAAUGUAGAAAGAUGGUUACGAGAAUUACGGGACCACGCUGAUCAGAAUAUUGUGAUCAUGUUAGUGGGAAAUAAGUCAGAUUUAAGGCAUCUGCGUGCUGUUCCAACUGACGAGGCUAAGGCGUUUGCUGAGAGGAAUGGCUUGUCUUUCAUUGAAACAUCAGCUUUAGAUUCUACUAAUGUUGAGACAGCGUUUCAAAAUAUAUUAACAGAAAUAUACAGAAUCGUAUCGCAAAAACAGAUACGAGACCCACCUGAAGGUGAUACAAUCCGGCCACAGAACGUAGAACAAAUUGAAGUCAAACCAACGAUGAAUGCCGAGGGAAUGCGUAAGCAGUGCUGCCAGUGACUCACCUUGUUGCUUAAAAUAAGCACUCAAAUGGAGGAAGGAAAAGCGGAAGUACUAGCUGAUGGUAGAUAUAACAGAUGCAUAACAGAACAAGAGUUAAGACUAUAUGCACAAGCAUGUAAUCUCGUAUGCUAGAGGAGGUUUUAUUCUACCAUCUUUACAAGAGAGAGCACAUCCAAUCGAUUCAUAUGAGAGUAUACAUUACAUAUUUGUGGAACUAAUCAAGUAAGGAUAAACGUGAAAAAAAAAUUGUAUAAUUGCUAUAAGCAUGAAUACAAAUGUAUCUAUCUUUGUCCGCGAAAAA
Messenger RNA from Nylanderia fulva, 1311 nucleotides. RefSeq names its product RAS oncogene family member Rab11 (gene Rab11). NCBI's taxonomy places the organism in Eukaryota, Metazoa, Arthropoda, Insecta, Hymenoptera, Formicidae. The record is from RefSeq and is a predicted model, not a curated record. Gene Ontology annotation, molecular function: GTP binding; GTPase activity.